UGACAUGAACAUGCGCUUUGGAAAUAACUGGUUUUUAUUGUUAUUUCCAUUUAUUUUUUAUAAAGUACACAAAAUUAAUAAAAAAAUAAAUUACACUGCAUACCAAUUAAUAAUUAAUUCGAAUAAAAUAUAACUAUUUUUUAAAUGCAACAAUGCCAUUCUUAGAAGAUAGCGGCAUAGAAAGUGAAGAUAAGUCAUCAUUAUUGGCAGAAGACCAUGAUUCGAAUUACCUUAUGAGAAAUGAUACAGCAGAACAUAUGGCGGACUUAGAAGUCACAUUUAGGGGACCAACUUCAAUAAUAACUGAGUCACAGGCUUCAUCCUAUAAAGCAACAAGUUCGUCGCCAACAAAGAUAAGCAGUGAUCCAGAAGACUCAUUGAAACCUCCAAAUACUUGUCGGAUACUUCAAAGAAAACUAGAACUAAAAGUAGAGAGGGCGAAACGGAACUACAGCCACUAUCAGGAAACAAAUAAACGGAAAUCUCAAUCUGCCACCCUGAUACCAAUUUCUAGACUUUCUAUACCGGGAGAUUUGGAACAAAAACCUUUAGUCGAUUAUAAAUCUGAAAGUGAUGAUUGCGAGGAGGUCUCAUUCUUCCCAAAUGAACAUCAUAAAGUGCGAUCCAAACGACAGGCAGAGCUUUCAGAUACAUUCAGCAUUCAAGAGAUGACUAUUGAUUCGGAUUUGGAGUCAAAUGACUCCCAGAAUUUAGAAUUAUUAACACCACAUUUGAAAAGAAGCUUUCUAGAUUACUUAGCGACAUGCUUAUGCUUUCAGCCGUCAAGUUAAUAACUGUUACAAUUGUACAUGUACAUACAUAUGUCGGUAUAAAAUUUAAAAUAUGUAAAUAUUUAGAUAAAAUGCAACUCUAAGUAACUUACAAAAAAAAAUAAUCCGAUAUGUGAUGAAAUUCGAUCAAUUUGAAAGCGUGCGAUGAAUUUCGAUCGAGGAAUGUUUUUUAUUUUCUUACAAAAUACUACACGCAUAAUAAAAUAUUUUUUAUUUAAAACCCCA
This is a messenger RNA of Lucilia sericata (common green bottle fly), 1016 nucleotides long. RefSeq lists its product as uncharacterized. The record is from RefSeq and is a predicted model, not a curated record. NCBI's taxonomy places the organism in Eukaryota, Metazoa, Arthropoda, Insecta, Diptera, Calliphoridae. Bases 153 to 791 code for a protein of 212 amino acids. The transcript has 4 exons.